AUGGACGAUCGACCGAUUGGUGGCGAUAGAAGAGGCCAAGUUUUUUACCAAGAAAUGAAGAGCGGCGGGGAAAAGCGUUUUGGCCUUCGACUUCCGCCCAUGGAUGAACUGCCCGGAGAGAUGGUCGUGGCGGUGCUGGGUUGGGUUGAAGUACUCGACCUGGUGGCCUCCCACCAGGUGUGUCGCAGGUGGCGGCACCUGUUGUCCGCCUCGGGCGGCGGCGGGCUGUGGCGUCGCAGCUAUCUCCGCACCUGGCCACCUCCCCUGUCCUCCGCGGCCCACCAUGCCGUCAUCGCCACCGCCGCGCAGCCCAUCGACUGGCGCGCCCUCGCAUCGGCCUCCAACGCCACUCGGACCAGCAAGCGAGGAUGGCGGAAGUGGCGGCACUCCUGCGCUCUGCCGCGACUCUGGCGGUGCCGGCCCCGCUCGGCGCCGAGCCCGAGGAGGCCUCGGAGGAGCCCAAUCAUGGCACCACAGGCCGCCGAAAAGAAGAAGAAGCGAAAGGUGAUGGAAAGCGAAAGCGACGAUGACAAGAGCGCUCAGGCCGCGCUCCAGUCAGCACACCAGCGCCACAUUGCGGACGUGCAGGGGCCUGUGGAGAAGGCGCAGCAAGUGCUGGCGUACCUCAACCGCGUCGCCGGCCUCCGACAGCGCGCCCAUCAGCUGCUUCACUCAUUCGGGCCGCAGGGAAAGGCGAACGCCAGUGAGAAAGUGAGCAAGGAGCACCUCUUGACCAUGCUCUUCCACGGCAACAUGCUCUACGGGAAGAUUCACCACAAGAAGAUUGCUUUGGGCGAUGUCAUGCACAGCCUGAAGUACGAGGCGUCGAUCGUGGUGUACAGCCUCGUGACAGGGCUGCCCCUGCUCAUGACCUACAGCUUCUCCUACAACCUGGCCGAGUCAAUUGACAAGUUGUCCUGGAAAAGUGAUCAGCUGGAAGGUGUGGUCGAGGAAAUGCAGUGUCGCGCCGAGGCCAAGGCCGACUACGCAGCGCUGCAGGUGUUCCUCUUCGGCUGGGAGAACGCUGACACGGUCGACCCGCCAGCGCUGGAGAAGUUCAUCGAAGGCGUCUUCGUGCCCACCAACAACUUCUAUGUAAAUUGUUGGGUGCCACGGCCCAAGUAG
Molecule: messenger RNA, 1125 nt
Organism: Acanthamoeba castellanii str. Neff
Lineage: Eukaryota; Discosea; Longamoebia; Acanthamoebidae
Product: Fbox domain containing protein
Exons: 7
Coding region: 1-1125 (374 amino acids)
Molecular function (GO): protein binding
Source: RefSeq, a predicted model, not a curated record